AACUACAAAAACCUCUUUUAGAAGUAAUGUUUAAACCAACCCGACCAUAUACCUCUGAUAUGACUCUAGAUGAGAAAGUUAAAAGAACUUACCAUUCGCUUUUGAAAGCUCGACGAGUAAAGAAUCGCAUCUUAAUUUUACUUAAUGCCUUUUUCUUAGGACAACUUAUUAAUGACGAUAUUACACUUGCUCAACGAAUUCUGCAAUGUCAAACGAUGACCAGUCAUUAUCAUCAAAGUGCUACUCGAGUAUAUCAUUUAUUUGAAACGUUCGGUACUCAACAAAUCAUG
Funneliformis geosporum is the source of this 290-nucleotide messenger RNA. The record is from the annotation of a GenBank genome assembly. NCBI's taxonomy places the organism in Eukaryota, Fungi, Glomeromycota, Glomeromycetes, Glomerales, Glomeraceae.